Molecule: messenger RNA, 660 nt
Organism: Triticum aestivum (bread wheat)
Lineage: Eukaryota; Viridiplantae; Streptophyta; Magnoliopsida; Poales; Poaceae
Exons: 3
Coding region: 36-356 (106 amino acids)
Source: RefSeq, a predicted model, not a curated record
CAUUUCCUUUCCUCCUCUCAAGGCUAUUGUUCUUCAUGAUGGAGCCUCAUUUUUUUACUGGAUGUAGUAAGCUAGGUGCGGAUGCUCUUGAUCCCUUGUAUUUUCUCACCACUACGUAUGUCUUGGAUGUAAAAUUGAUUGUUUCCAAGAUGGCCAGUGAUGAGGAUUCACUAGAUGAUCAAAACCCUAGAUCUUGGACCGUUAGCAACACUAGUGCUAUUAACAAGACAGAAGAAGCAUCCAGCACGGUCCAGGAUCAUCACCCACAAAAAGCAGUAGUGAACUUCUUAAAGGAUGAGAAUACCACCAAAACGAUCCAUGAGCAAUGGCAAGCAAAAGCUAAGGUUGCGUCGUAGCCUAUAAGCCGGUGUUAUCCCGACUGAGCUUUCUAUUAUCCCUAAACUCUCCCAUAUGCCUAUAGUUAAAUCAUUUUCUGGCCACUCCUCAUGCCAGAAUUAAUGUUCUUGACCUUGUAAGGCCUUUUCUUGACCUUGUAAGGCCCUCCCCUUACGUUUCUCGUGCCGCCGGGUGUCUCCAACCUCACACUUUCUCCCCCCUUCUAUCCCUCCUGAGCUAUCUCCAUGCAUAUUUUGUCUAGCAAUCUAGAUGAGACAUGAGAGAUGAUAUUGGAAUAAAAGUCUGUGGUAAAUUAAAUUUUUA